Messenger RNA from Ophidiomyces ophidiicola, 1740 nucleotides. It is a transcript of the gene SSZ1, whose product is annotated as Hsp70 protein that interacts with Zuo1p. Lineage: Eukaryota; Fungi; Ascomycota; Eurotiomycetes; Onygenales; Onygenaceae. The coding region runs from base 1 to 1740 and encodes 579 amino acids. The transcript is spliced from 5 exons. The record is from RefSeq and is a predicted model, not a curated record. Gene Ontology annotation, biological process: protein folding. Gene Ontology annotation, molecular function: ATP-dependent protein folding chaperone; ATP binding. Gene Ontology annotation, cellular component: cytosol; nucleus.
AUGAGUGACCAGCCUAAUGGCGUUGCUCCGGAGGCGGCAGAGCGAUACGCCAUCGGUAUCUCGUUUGGAAACUCCAACAGCUCUAUAGCUCAUAUUUCUCCCGAGGGGAAAGCCCAAGUCAUCGCUAAUGAAGAGGGAGAUCGCCAUAUACCUUCCGUUUUAUCGUAUGUCGAAGCGGAAGAGUAUCAUGGAGCACAAGCCAAAGCGCAAUUAGUUCGAAGUCCAAAGAAUACUGUUGCAUAUUUUAGAGACUUUCUCGGAAAAGACUUCAAAUCCAUAGAUCCAACAGCAGCCCACGCUUCUGCUCACCCUCAACUUCACGAAUCUACCGUUGCAUUCACAGUUUGCGAUACUGCUUCCGAAGAACCCAGCAUUAUCACCGUAUCUGAGAUUACCACCCGCCAUUUAAGACGGCUGAAGCAGUCCGCGUCUGACUUUCUUGGAAAGGAUGUCAACGCUGCAGUUGUCACUGUGCCCACAGAUUUCUCUGAAGCGCAGCGUAACGAGUUGAAGAUAGCAGCAAAGAAUGCCGGCAUCGAAGUUCUGCAAUUCAUACACGAGCCGGUUGCCGCGCUGCUGGCUUAUGACGCCAGGCCUGAAACUCAAGUCAGAGAUAAGUUUGUUGUCGUUGCGGACUUUGGUGGAACAAGAUCAGACAUUGCCGUCAUCGCCUCGAGAGGCGGAAUGUAUACCAUUCUGUCUACCGUACACGAUCCAGAGCUUGGAGGUGCCCAAUUAGAUCAGAUCCUCAUCGAUCAUUUUGCUAAGGAGUUCAUUAAAAAGCACAAGGCUGAUCCGCGCGAGAACGAACGCAGUUUGGCAAAACUGAAGCUUGAAGCUGAGGUAACAAAGAAAGCCUUGAGUCUUGGAUCCAACGCGGCACUUAGCAUUGAGAGCCUGGCAAAUGGUAUUGAUUUCAGCUCUACAGUAAACAGAACAAGAUAUGAGCUGCUUUGCGGCAGAGUGUUCAACAGCUUUACGCAGCUGAUCGAGCAGGCAGUAAAAAAGGCAGACUUGGAUGUGCUUGAUAUUGAUGAGGUCAUCCUCUGCGGCGGUACCUCACACACCCCCAAGAUUGCCCGCCUUGUGCAAUCCCUCUUCCCCCCGAAAACAGCCGUCCAGUCCCCAUCCACAUCACCUACCGCCAUCAACCCCUCAGACCUAGCUGCCAGGGGUGCUGCCAUCCAGGCAUCAUUAAUAGAAGAGUUUGAAAAGGAUGACAUCGACCAGUCCACCCACCCCAUGGUGACUGCCGCCCCUCACCUCGAAAGAGCCAUUGGUGUCCAACUCGUCUCCGCCGACCAGAGUCCUGAAUCAACCUCCAUCUUCAAGCCACUCCUGAACGCCGAGACUGCCCUUCCUGCUCGCCGGGUUGCACAAUAUCCCGCGCCCAAAACUGGUGGCGACGUCCUGAUCCGUGUCUGCGAGGGCACUCGCGAUAUCAAGGUCACGAAGCCAGAACCCAAACCAAAAGCCGCGGAGCCCAAGGACGAGGAGGACUCGGACUUUGACUCCGAUGACGACAGCGACGAGGAAGAGGAGGAGAUUCGUGAGAUUGUGUGGAACAUCUCCAAGCCCAUCGCCGAGACUGCCAUCAAAGGUGUCAAGGCCAGUGGCAAGGUUGAAGUCAUGAUCAGCGUCAACGAGCACCUAGUGGUACAGAUUACUGCCAGGGAAGUUGGCGGGAAAGGAGGCGUUCGUGGCGUUGUCGAGGGUCCCAAAAAUGGAGUUACAGCUUAG